CUGGAGCUGGAAUGUGGUGACGUUGUGGAACCUCGGGUGGUUGGCGGCGCGAGCAGGAGCGGCGGCGGCUUCUUUGUUGUCGGCGACAGAGACCGUGGCAAGGGGAGGAGGGGGGGGCGGGGAGAAAGAGACAGAGAGAUGAACGUGGACCGGAUCGAGUUGUGCGAGAGCCUCCUGACGUGGGUCCAGACAUUUGGUGUACAGGUGCCAUGCAAGAAAAUAGACGAUUUGACAAGUGGAGUUGUAAUGGCACAAGUCUUACAGAAAAUAGAUCAGUCAUGGUUUGAUGAAACCUGGAUGAGUCGUAUCAAGACAGAAGUGGGGGACAACUGGCGACUAAAGGUUAGCAAUUUGAAGAAAAUUUUGAAAGGAAUUAUGGAUUAUUAUCAUGAGGUCCUGGGACAACAGAUUACUGACUUUCCUUUGCCAGAUGUUAAUAUGAUAGGAGAACACUCAGAUGCAGCAGAACUUGGACGAAUGCUACAGCUCAUUCUUGGCUGUGCUGUCAACUGUGAGCAAAAACAAGAACAAAUACAAACUAUCAUGAUGAUGGAAGAGUCUGUUCAGCAUGUUGUCAUGGCAGCCAUUCAAGAGCUUAUGAGUAAAGAAACUCCAGCAUCAGUUGGGAACGAUGCUUAUCUGGAUCUUGAUCGCCAGUUGAAGAAAACUACUGAAGAGCUAAAUGAAGCAUUGGCUGCCAAGGAGGAAAUUUCGCAAAGAUGCCAUGAACUCGACAUGCAGGUUGCAGCUCUACAAGAAGAAAAAGGCAGUUUACUAGUGGAAAAUCAAGCUCUUAUGGAACGCCUCAACCAAUCUGAUUCUAUUGAAGAUCCAAACAGCCCAGCAGGACGUAGACACCUUCAACUACAAACUCAGUUGGAACAACUACAAGAAGAGACCUUUAGAUUGGAAGCAGCAAAAGAUGAUUAUCGCAUUCGAUGUGAGGAACUUGAAAAAGAAGUUUUAGAAUUACGACAACAGAAUGAGGAGCUUACGAGCCUUGCAGAAGAAGCUCAGUCUUUGAAGGAUGAGAUGGAUGUGCUUAGGCAUUCUUCCGAUAAAGUGAGUAAGUUGGAGGGCAUGGUAGAGUCAUACAAAAAGAAGCUGGAAGAUUUGGGUGACUUGCGUCGACAGGUGAAGCUUCUUGAGGAAAAGAAUACAAUGUACAUGCAAAACACAGUCAGUCUAGAGGAGGAGUUACGAAAAGCAAAUGCUGCAAGAGCCCAACUGGAAACAUACAAGAGACAGGUUCUUGAACUUCAAAACAGGUUGUCUGAAGAGUCAAAAAAGGCAGACAAAAUGGAGUUUGAAUAUAAAAGAUUAAAGGAAAAAGUGGAUACUCUUCAAAAAGAAAAAGAUAGGUUAAGAACCGAGAGAGAUUCUUUGAAAGAAACUAUUGAAGAGCUGCGAUGUGUUCAGGUGCAUCAAGGCCAACUUUCAGCCGGACUUAUUCCAAUGAAUAGUCAAGAGGCAUCAGACAGUUUAGCAGCCGAGAUACUCACACCUGAAAUCAGGGAAAAGCUUAUCCGGCUGCAACAUGAAAACAAGAUCCUGAAGUUGAACCAAGAGGGAUCAGAUAACGAAAAGAUAGCUCUACUGCAAAGCUUGCUGGAGGAUGCCAAUAGAAGGGAGAGUGAACUGGAAACAGAGAAUAGGCUAGCCAAUCAAAGGAUUUUGGAAAUACAGUCUCAGGUUGAAGAGCUUCAGAAGGCAUUGCAAGAUCAGGGCUCAAGAGCAGAAGAUUCAAUUCUUCUGAAAAAGAAACUGGAAGAACAUCUGGAGAAGCUUCAUGAAGCCCACACCGAGCUUCAGAAGAAACGAGCUUACAUUGAUGAUUUAGAACCAAAAUACAAUAACAGCUCUCAAAAAAUUGAAGAGCUUCAAGAGGCCUUGAGAAAGAAAGAUGAAGAUAUGAAACAAAUGGAGGACCGAUACAAAAAGUAUCUAGAAAAGGCUAAGAGUGUUAUCAGGACUUUGGAUCCCAAGCAGAACCAAGGAGCAGCCCCAGAAGUUCAAUCUUUGAAAAAUCAGCUGCAAGAAAAGGAACGAAUGUUGCAUUCCUUAACGAAAGAAUAUGAGAAGACAAAGAUCCAGAGAGAUCAUGAAGAGAAGCUGAUUGUUAGUGCAUGGUAUAACAUGGGAAUGGCUCUUCAUAAAAAAGCAGCAGAAGAAAGGCUUGCCAGCACUGGUUCAGGACAGUCCUUCCUGGCUAGACAGAGACAGGCAACAAGUACACGGCGACCUUAUCCUGGGCAUGUUCAACCAGCAACAGCAAGUAUUUCAGCUAUCUACAUUUUCUAUCAUGAGAAAAGACCAUUCAGCCAUCAAAUCUGCUCUCUCUGGGUCAACACUCCCAUCACAACAUCCAGCUCUAUUUGGAACAAACCUAACAUUUUUACCUUUUCUACCUUGCCUGGCAUAUAAUUUCACACAUUUAUCAUUCUUUAGGAGAUGUACUUCUGCCUGAUUCCUGCUAUGGAAUAUUUUCACCCAUUUCCACUUAUGCUUUCCUUCUGUUCACUUGAAGCAGUGAUGUGAAAUUAUGUUUCAGUGUUACAUACUUUGCUGUGCCUUGAUGGUCUUAUUUCCAGGAUAUAAAGCGGUUUCUCAUUGGGUUUGGAUUUCUUUCUUCUGUGUUCUUUACAGCAUAAGUACAUAUCUCUUUUUGUGAUGUGCUGUUUAGAAUUGGAUUCACUAAUUUAUGCAUAAACACCAGAAAUGCCAAAAAUGCUCAAUAGGUCAAGCAGUUGGCACUUCAAGCAUGAUGUUCAUCAGCAUCUGCAGUAUUUUACGUCUGUUUCGUAGUACAGUAAAUUGUCCCACCAAGAUACUAGAAAUCUUACAACAACUUCAUGGGCUUCUACUAAUUAUCUUAUAUGAGCUGUUUAAAAUACUUAGUCAUACUAGCUAUAUGUCAGAAAAGUCUCCUCUUCUGAUUCUUUUCUAAAUAUGUCUGAACUCCAUUGUAGUCCUCGAUAUAAUUUUUGAUCUAUAUGUUGAUCAAUAGCCAGUUUUUACUUUUUUUUGGAAAAGCUAUUUUACCAUUCUAGAGCUAGCCCAACAAAUUUGAUGCAUUUAAUUUCAAGUUUCGUAUGGGCUAAAAUCGUCCCUUUACAGUCUUUGUUUAAUACCUAUCUUCAGUCUGUUGACACACCUUGGUUUUCUUUUUAACCAGUUUCUUGCCUGGUCCCUUGUUCUUGUAAUUAAACUUGAAGAAAAGGACGAGGCCAAGGAUUGCGCUCCCAUCAUGUUGAUCCCAAAAGAAUGUUAGGUCUUUGUGAAAAUAUUUUAUCCAACUUGUAGCAAAAAGCAUUCUUCAGAAGGCCCUACCUUUCUAAAUUUUUGCUGGCAGUUUCUAAUAAAGUAAUCCUUGUACAGAUUCUCUUCUAAAACCGUCCCUUUUAAUAAAGAUUUACUUCAGUUUAAAUUAUGUACUUGGCUGCAGAAUAGUUUGAUACCAGGAAAAAUCAGAUGAUUGGUAGUUUAGAUGCUUUUCCGAACUCUUUCUCUCCCCCCCCCCCCCCCCCCCCCACCAAUUGUUGUUGUUUUUGUUUGUGUAGGCAAAUAAAAUCUAGAAGGUGUAUUCUUGUCAAAUGAAUAGAAAGAUUUAUUAUGCUUUAUUUCUUCCUAUGAUUAAAUGUAAAGAUAUUUGAAGUUUAAGUUUUGCAUUAAAUCAACUACUUUUGCAAAGUCCUUUGAUAAAUCACAAGUUACAGAAUUGUUGCAUUAUUAUGAGCUAUGAUAUGAGCUUUCAACACUUGCUUCACAAUGGCUUAAGUAGCAGAAAUUGAGACAAUUUGCCAAAAUGCAUUAACAUUUGUAUUAUGAAAUUUGCAUUAUUACUGAAUGUUGUCAGUGCCCUUAGUUGUUAUCAAUAGGUGCACCAUUCAGAAAAACCUAUCCUCUUCAUUUAUCAGCUACUUUUGUUGCUUACGCAGGUUACAUUACUGUCAAUAAUGAUUGAGUACCUGGUUUGGAAAAUAAUGUCUGAGUUGCUCAUUUUUGAACUAUUGAUGAUUAGUCAAGUGGUGUUUUAAUACAAAAAAGAUUAUGAUAAGCAUGAUGACUUGCAAUAACUUAUUUAUUUUGUAACAAUAUUCCAUUCUGGUAGUUAUCAAAUUUAGAAGCACUAACCCUUCCCAGUAAACGCUAUAUAAAAGGCAUGCAAAUUAAUCUGUUUUUUUUUCCUUUAAUAAUUUGUUUUUGUUCUU
Hemiscyllium ocellatum (epaulette shark) is the source of this 4211-nucleotide messenger RNA. RefSeq names its product protein Hook homolog 3. Bases 139 to 2424 code for a protein of 761 amino acids. Gene Ontology annotation, biological process: cytoplasmic microtubule organization; cytoskeleton-dependent intracellular transport. Gene Ontology annotation, molecular function: microtubule binding; dynein light intermediate chain binding. The record is from RefSeq and is a predicted model, not a curated record. The transcript is spliced from 23 exons. Gene Ontology annotation, cellular component: cytoplasm; centrosome. NCBI's taxonomy places the organism in Eukaryota, Metazoa, Chordata, Chondrichthyes, Orectolobiformes, Hemiscylliidae.